AUGAUGCGGGGGUUCAUGAGCGCCGUGGAGCGCGGUGGUGUGGUAGAGCUGGGUGAGGCGGUGAAGGCAGCGAUGAGGAGGGUGGAGGACGUGACAGCCCACGUCGCAGUGAUCGGGACGUCCCGUGUGGGCAAGUCCACCUUCAUCAGCACGGCCCUGCGCCUGUCCGAGGGCGAGGAUUCGGCAGCCGCCGCUUCCCAGCCUCCCAGAGAGGCCCCGAAACCGGUGGCCUACAGUCGACCAGGCCGGCCCUGCUCAGUCUUCUGGGAGCUUCCUGGUAUCGAGGACGCGUCCUUCUGUCCGUCUGCCUACCUGCGGCAGGUGGGGGUGGAGAAGUACGCCGGCUUCUUCAUCAUGUCCUCCACGGAGUUCACCAAGGAAGCGGUGGCCCUGGUGUCUGAGCUGAAGGGGAUGGGCAAGCCGUUCUACCUCAUCCACUCCAAGAUCGACCUGCGGCCCCACUGCUACAAGAACAAGGAUUUUGCGGGCGAUGUCCUCCGUGCUGUCAGGAGGGAGGCUCUCCCCAACUUGGAUGAGGCGUAUGCCGCCAAGAGGCUGUUCUACAUCGACUGCAGGGACCCCAAUCAAUUCGACUUCAUGGCCUGCGUGCAGGCCUUGCAGAAGGGCGCUCCCUCUGCCCUGCUCCAGCAUGCCCUCCUCCUCUCCCUCAACCACCUGGCUGCCAAGAUCGAGCUGAGGAAUUCGCUGAAGGAGCUCAUCCCAGUCUCCGCCAUCCACAGCUGCAUCAGUCAUCCCGUUCCUCUGGAGGGCUUGUCCUACCAGGUCAACAUCCAUUUCCUGUUUGACCAGAUCCGUUUCUACAGGACAGUCCUGGGCUUGGACUACAAGGACCUGCACAAGUCCGCCAAGCGGAUCGCCAUGCCCACCUUCGUGCUCUCCGACGAGAUCCAGACCCAGAUGGCGCGGGAGCUGACGGAGAAGGGGGUGGUACGUGAGCUGAUCAAGUGGACCAGGCAGAACGUUGCCAUUGCCCCCAGCAACCUCAAGUGGGUGCCCCUCCUGCGCCAGCUGCCCGGCGGAGAGAUCUCUGGCGCCACCACCGUCCGCCUGCUGGAUGCCAUGUUGGUGCAGUUCACAGACGAUGCAUACAGAGUGGAGAGCAAGAUCGCUGCCGUGCUGAGGGGUGAUUGA
This is a messenger RNA of Pristis pectinata (smalltooth sawfish), 1152 nucleotides long. Its product is annotated as interferon-inducible GTPase 5-like. The record is from RefSeq and is a predicted model, not a curated record. NCBI's taxonomy places the organism in Eukaryota, Metazoa, Chordata, Chondrichthyes, Rhinopristiformes, Pristidae. Gene Ontology annotation, molecular function: GTP binding. The transcript has a single exon. Bases 1 to 1152 code for a protein of 383 amino acids. Gene Ontology annotation, cellular component: membrane.